Messenger RNA from Closterium sp. NIES-67, 7248 nucleotides. Lineage: Eukaryota; Viridiplantae; Streptophyta; Zygnematophyceae; Desmidiales; Closteriaceae. The record is from the annotation of a GenBank genome assembly.
UAGUCCAAAUGGGAUUGCAACGCAGUGGAGCGGAGGCCCCACAGCAACGGCCCCCCAUGCUUGACUGUUGUCGUCGCGGUUUGGUCAGGGAGGACAGGAAUAGCGGGGCUUCUAUUGGUGCAACCUGUAGUACCUGCUCCCAUAUUGCUGCUGUUCCCACUGCACAGUCUGCAUUUGACGAUGUCGCGUAGCGUGGCUGAUCAGCAGCCGCUCAUUUGCCCAGUCUCUUAGAACGUGCGUUCGUUCUGCCGUAAGUCGCGUUUAAGUCCUGCCGGCGACCAUGCUGCUCAUCGCAGCGAAUCUGUGGUGCCCAGAGUGAUCGCGGAGGGCCUUCGCGUACUAGCUCGGUCUCACGUCCAGACGAGACUUCUUGCGAGGAGAUUCGAGAGAAUCUCUCAAUUUCGUCGCACGCUUCCCCUGCAGUUGUUGGCUUUUCCCAGCGCAAUCUGCGUUUUUAGGGUACGUUUGUGGUCAGAUUCGCUCCGCGUAACGCGCAUAUGCGUCGCGCUCGUUAAUAACCCCAGUGAGCCCACUAAGCGUAUGGAGUAUCAUCAGUCAGCGGGCUGUAAUCACCAUCCCGUCGCCACGCGUUCCGGCUACGUGGCGUUCAUCGAGAGGCUCCUUCCCCCCUGUCCCUGCGGCUGCGGCUCGCACGAGUCGUGCCCAGCUGCGAUAGUAGCCUCCGCUCCUCCCGCCGCAUUAGACGCUCAUGCCGCCGCUCCGCUGCCGACUAAGGCUCCAGCGGGCCACCUGCCGUGGCAAGCUACUAGUAGGCAGUCGGAGCCGACGCCUAUUCCCUCCCAGAGCCCGCAAGGGCCGCGUUUGGCGGCGAUACCGCGCACCGUCAGCUUCGAUAGCACGUCCGCCAUGGCAGCUGCGACCGGCCGCGGCGCGACCGGCGCAGGCGGCGCAGCUCGCCGAGUGGAUCUGAUGGCUCUGCUGGAAUCUUGGGAGAAGGAGCUCGGAACGUCGUCGGAUGAGGAUGCCGCAGAGGGGCGCAGGAUUCCCCGCUACGGCGCGGGAAAGCCGCGCGGGGAACGCUUUCCGGCGGAUCGGUUUACCAGGUUCUCGUCGUUCAACGGCUCUUCCAGCGCCGCGAGGGCAUGCGCGGAAGGAUCCGCGGAGGGGGUCCCGGAAGGGUCGGCGGAGCGGAACGAGAGUGUGGCGCAGGGGAGCGCCACGGCGGCGGCGGCGGCGGAGGUGGCGGUGGCGACGACGUGGAAUCACAGCAGAGUGGGGCGAAUCACCAAAUGGCGGAAUGCCGCAGAUGACGGCGCUCCGACGAAGCCAGCCGACGGCGGACUCUCCAGAUCCUUCCAAGAACGUGCGUUUCGGCGGCAGGCCUCGUUCGUGGAGCCGUCACGCGCUGCAAAUAGGCCGCAACCGUGCGUCGCGACUAGUAACGGGUCACCGGAGCACGCUUUUGUCGCGUACAUUGCUCGAGAGCGGUCCAGCCUGGAGGUUCUCGAAGACGCCGCGUCGCAUUUCUGCGGCGCCGCGCACCGCUCGCGCUCCGGCGAAGAUCCGGCAGCGAGUAGCGAGUCUGCUUAUACCGGAGCAAACGAGAGCCGAAACGUCCUCCGAGCGGCGUCCGACGAGACGAGAAUGUCAGAAGGUUUCGCGGAAGCAGCGCAGCCACUAGAUCCGCCGGAGGAAGUGAGCCGCGCGCUGGCGGUGCUGUCGCAGUGGCGCGCCAAGACGCUCGGCGGGCGACUUGAGAGCGGGAGACAGCAAGGCAGCAACACCAAGUCGGCGCGGUCCGCCGGCCCACCGGAUAUGGUUGCUUCCGCCGCUUCCGGCGCGUGUUCCGCUGGUUCCGCGGGUUCGGCUGCGAUCUCCGCAGUGCUGCCUCUCUCGUCCGCCCCUUCGCCUCCCGCCAGCCCUUCCGCCCUCCCGCGCUCCCCCACCUUUCCCCCUUGCAAUGGGUCCCCCGGUUCCCCGCCUUCCGACUCCUCCCCCUCCCGCACCUCCUCCACCUCCUCCGCCGCCGUCCCCAUCGCGGCGCCCGUUUCCGAUGCCACGUCAGCAGCCGCCACCGCACUUGCCAUCAUGCCAAUCAUGUCGAGGCACGUGCAUGCGCUCGGGCUGGUGGGCGGGCAGAGGGGGAUGGGCGGACAAGCUCCGCGCAACGCGCGCGCGGAUGGCGCAGAUGGCGGGAGGUUGUCCACUGGCGGGGAGGGGGAGAAGGGCGGUGAUUGCGCCAAUCGCAACGGUGGGGAUCCGGCCAGUAGAAGCCUUGGCAGGGGCUGGGGGAGCGGGGGGGAGUGCGACGAGGGGCAGGCGGGGAGGAUCGGGGGACUUGGCGCCGGCGCCGGCGCAGGCGCGGGAACGGGGGCGAGUGCGGGGUUGGUUCCCCCCCGAAGCCACGUGCAGGCGCUGUUGGAGGACGCGCGGAGCCGGCGCGAGGCGUAUCUGCGCAUCCGAAGCCGCAGCGCGUCGAUGUCCCUCUCCCCCUUUACAUUCGCCACGCAUACAGUUACUCCCCCGCACGACCCUCCCCCCGCUACUGUCACGCCCGUUCCAGUCACAUCCCGGGCUCAUACUUUCUCGCGCCUCGACAUUCCGCUAUCGCCGCACUACCUUUCUUCCACCUCCCCCUCCCCCUCGCCUUCCCCCUCCCCGUCCCUUCCCCCGCCGCUCGCGCUUUACGCGGGCGCGAAUUCUCCCCCGCUCUCCCUGGCGCACAUUCAAAUGCUGUCGCACGCGCGCGGAAGCCCGCCCGAGAAGGCGGGUGGAGAUGGGGAAGGCGCAGAAGGCGGAUCAGCGGGGGAAGCGGGAGGAGCGGAUUUGGGUUCCGCGCAAUCCCACCGCCACAUCUCCGUAGCGGGUUGCAUUGCGGCGGCCUCCAUGGGCGCAGCAGGCGGAGGGUUGGGCGCAGCAGGCGGAGGGUUAGGCGCAGCAGGCGGAGGGUUGGGCGCAGCAGGUGGAGCGGAGGCGGUACAGGCGUGGCGGCAUGGAGAAGGGCAGGCGCAGGCGCAGAGGCGCAGUGGCAUGCCGCCCCUGUCCCCGCGGUCGUCCGCGCCCUCGGGGGUCACUCUGUUCGGCGCGAGGGGCGCAGGUGGCAGCCGCGUGGGCGGCAGCGCAAUGGGCAGCAGUGCAAUGGACGGCAACGAGAUGGACAAACUCGGUGCAGGUUCACGGGUGGCGCAAAAGCCCGACGCAGCGCGCACUCUCUUCGCCUCCCCCUCCUCCACUUCCCCCCCUUCCCCCUCCGCCUCCCCCUCCCCCCGCGCGCCCCUUCCUGGCGGCGCUUCUCUUCCGCGCAUCCCCAUCAGCCCGCCCGUCUCCGCGGGUAGCCCGCGCUGCCUCAGCGGCGACGCAAGCAGCAUCUUCAGCGUCAGCGGCAAAGGCGGCGGCAGCAACAGCAGCAUAAGAGUAAGCAGCAGCAAUGGCGGCAUCACGAGCAGCGUCAGCAGCGGCGCCAUCAGUGGCAGCAGCAGCAGCGAGUCGCAGCAGCCAUCCCUCAUUCCUGUGAGCCGCAGCUUCGACCUCAGCGCCAUUCGCGUCCGCGGCAGCAGGGACAGCAGCAGCGGAGGCAGUGGGGAGGAGGGCAGCGGGAGAGGCGCAGGGGCUGGCCCAGGUGGCGCGGGGGUGAGGGGGAAGCAGCGGGGAGGGGGGAGCAGGGAGCCGGUUAAGAGCGUGUCGUGGGAGGGCAGGGAGGGCACGGAGGGGAGGGAGGGGAGGGAGGGGAGGGAGGGGAGGGAGGGCAGGGAGGGGAGGGAGGGGAGGGAGGGGAGGGAGGGGAGGGAGGGGAGGGAGGGGAGGGAGGGCAGGGAGGGGAGGGAGCAGCAAGGGGAGGCGUGGCAGCGGCAGCAGAGGAUCGGCAGGCGCUCAGUGGUCUUCUCACCCGACGUCGCCCAUGCUGCUUCCCAUAGUGCUUCUUAUGGCGCCCCCCAUGGCAGGGACGAGAGGUCGUCUCACUCGGCUGUCAAGCAGAGCUUCUCCGGCCCGCUGCCCCUGUCGCACCCACCACCCACACCAGUCUCACCUCCAUCCGUCUCCCCUCCCCCCCCGUCGCCACACUCCUCGUUCUCCGGCCCCCUCUCCUCCUCACCCUUCUCCGGCCCUCUGCCUGUGUCGCACCUACCAGUCUCACCUGCCCCCCCGCCGCCUCACUCCUCGUUCUCCGGCCCUCUUUCCUCCUCGCUCCCCUCCGCCUCGCCCCUCACCCGCGGAUUCACGCGGGCGUCUCUCAAGCGCUCGCCCUCCCCCCGGGCGGCCCACGAGUCAACGCAGUCAACGCAGAAGGCGCCUUCCCCCAAGAUGGGGUUUGAGUGGGGGCAGAAGGCGCCUUCCCCUCGAGUGAGAGGCGGAGGAGCAGCCACAGGUAAGGCCGGGCCUGCUGCCAGCAGCCCUCCCAGCAGCAGCAGCAGCAGCGUUGGCUGUGGCGCUGGCAGCAUGGCAAGCAGCAGUGCAGGCAUCAGCGGCAGCCGCACCACUGGCACCGCUGGCACUGGUCGCUUCCCGUCAAGCCGGUCGGUGGAUGCAGGCCCUGCUAAUGCUGCUGCUGCUGCCGGUACGCGCGCACGCAAGCUACGCAUUGGGGAGAGAGAGGAGGAGUGGGCUUCAGCGUCAGCAGCCGUGGCAGCUGUGGCAGCAACAGGUGCAGCAGCCAUGGCAGGAGCAGCAGCAGGGGUAGGAAGGCUAACAGAAGCGGGAUGUGAGCAUGUGAAUCGGUCGGUGCGGAUCCCUGCUGCCAUGAGAAUUCCUCCAGCCAUCCUCGUUCCCUCUCCCUCCUCUUCCUCCCCUUCCAUCUCCUCCCUCUCCUCCUCCCUUCCCUCCUCUUCCUCCUCGCUCUCCCUCUCCUCCCUCUCCCUCUCCCUCUCCUCCUCCCCUUGCCCCACCGGCCAAUCCCCCAUGGUGCCCUCGACUACGUCCACUCUCCGCUGCCCCCCUGUCCCCUCUCCCCUCUCCCCCACUCCGCCCUCACUCGACCUCCCCCCCUUGCCCCCAUCCUCGCCACACGACCCCUCCUCCUCCUGCUCCGUACCCUCCUCUCCUGCUUCUUCCCGUCUCCAUGCUCACGGGAGCAUGGACCCGUCUCAGACACCACCUGAAACAGCACCUGAAGCUUCCGGUGUUGUUACCAGCAGCAGCAGCAGUGUCCGCAGCAGCUCUGACCCCCACGCUGCUGCUGCUAGCAGUCUCAAAAGCAGCGCCUCCUUGCUAAAGCGACCCGCCACUCCGUACCCUGCUCCAGCCGCCACUACUGAGCCUGCCGCAGCUGCCGAGCCUGCACCAGCUGCCCUCACCGAGCCUGCUGCGGAGGUUCGGGGAAGAGCCGCGGGGCACAGCGAGCCCAUGAAGCGGGUGGUUCGGGGAGGUAAGGAUGGCUCGGCGCCAUGCAACGGCCAGGCUUCCCUCUCAGGCUCCUUUCCUGCUGUUGCAUCCUCUCGAGGGGGUGCCUCUCAAGGGGAUGCCUCUCAAGGGGGUGGCCUCCGCUCCCUCUCUCCGCCCUCUGCCCUCCGUGUCUCAGCCGCUGCCAAUGCCCGGCAUGGUGGCACUACUCACGAUGCUCGUGACGGUGACAACGCCAAGGGUACGCGCAGUAGGCGUGGUGGGUUGGGGCAUCAAAGGGAGCCUGGUGAGACGAGAGUCGGUGAGGUGAGGGCUGCUGCGGUGAAGGGAAGUGAGUUUUCCUCUGGGGAAGAGGAGAUAGUGUCCAGCCCUGCCUCGUCUGCUGCCUACUCCCCCUCCUCCUCCCCUUGCUCCUCCUCCACUCCCUCUUCUUCCUGUUCUAGCUUUAUUGAGGCGAACACCAGUGGUACCAGCAGCAGCGGCAUCAGCGGCAGUUGCAGCGAUGGUCAGGCAGAGAUCGCAGAGAAGGCGCGUUCGAGAGGAAGGCAAGGUGAGAAGUGGGGCCUGAAACAGCUGCCACAGCAGGAGCAUGGGGAGAAGCAGAACCACCAACACCAGCAGCAGCAGCAGCAGCAGCAGCAGCAGGAGGGGGAGGAGGAGGAGGAAUUGAAGGCAGGCAUGGAAGCCGCAAGGCGGUACGUGCUGCGACGGCCGUAUUCCAACGUGCAUGCCGCUUACAACAUGGACGAGGAGGGGGGCGUGGUCGCAGUGUUGUGUGAUGGGCAGGGAAGCAUUUCUCAGUUGGGAGUGAUCACACGGGCCUGUAUGUGCCGGCGGACCAAGCGGCAGUACGAGUGCCGCACGGCGCGCAAGGACCUGCUGAGGAGUGCCGCAGCGGUGGAGGCGGUGGGGCGGGAGGUGGCGAUGAUGGAGAUAGUGCGGGGCGCGCCGCAUGUCGUCGUCAUGCAACGGGCGUUUGAGGACCCGGAGGCUAUCCACAUGGUCAUGGAGCAUUGCGCUGGGGGCAGCCUCUCUGACCACCUGGCCGCCUGCCGGACCUACCCCGAGCCUGACGCCGCGGCUGUGGUUCGGCAGGUGGCGGUGGCUCUGGCGGCGUGCCACGAGAUGGGCGUGCUGCACCGGGGGGUGAGGGCCGAGAGCGUGCUGCUGGCGUCUGAGGGGAGCCACGUGGAUGUGAGGCUUGCUGGGUUUGAAGAUGCCACCUUCUUUGAGCCGGGUCGCCCGCACACGGACCCAGUGGGCGCGCCAGCGUACAUGGCCCCAGAGAUGAUCCAGGGGCAAUACGGCCCCGAGGCCGACGUGUGGAGUCUGGGCGUGCUGCUGCACCUGCUGCUCUCAGCCCACCUGCCCUUCUCCGCCCACUCCCCCGCCGCCCUCCUCUCCUCCAUCCUCCACGACCCCAUCUCCAUACUCGGUACAACUACCAACUGUGCACAGCGUUUUGGGGAGUUGCCGCCCGGUGCUGUGCCGCCCAGUGGAGGGGUGCCUGGUGAGCUUGUGGCAAGGGGCCCAUCGUCAGCUGCGUCUUCACCGGGGUCAGCGGUGUCCCAGUGCUCCUCGUUCACAGGUGCCCCAAUGGCUCAGACAUCCCCGGCAGGCCAAGGAGCAUUUGAGCUAGUCAGUGGUGAGUCGGCAUCACAUGCCCUUGGAGGAGUGCCGGGAACAGCCACUGCUGGACAGGACGUGACUGAUGGAGUCUCUGAGGUGGAGGGUUUACUUGGGGAGGGUGUGUGCCAGGUGUUGCUAUCUGAAUCUGCACUUGAUCUGCUGCGGCGUAUGCUCGAGAAGGACCCUAGGAAGCGCAUUGAGCUUGAGCAGGUUCUUCAACACCCGUGGAUUCAAGAGUAGUGCAGUAUAGAGACGACAAGUUAAUGUAUUGUUGACGCCCAUUCUUUGAAUUAUAUAUCAGAAAGAGUAAUGAACUAGAAU